AUGGAGACACAGGUGGGAGCUGUGGCCGAGGCCGGCAGGCGGCCCGGGCCGGCUCGCAGCUGCGAGGACGCCGGCAGCCUGUGCCCUGAGGCCGAGGCCGUGGCGGGCGCUUUGCGGGCAGGGCUUUUCCGAGCCGGCCGCAAUGUGCUGCCUCCGGUGACCAACCUCUGUUCCAAGGUGUCCUGCUCUGACAUUGUCACUCUGGGAGAGCUCUCUGUGACCUUGAAGAAGGACAUGGACUCUGAGGUGGAUGAGGUUGCUCGGGUCCUUCUCCAGAUGGUGCCCAGCUCCCCAGAAUUUGUUCAGAAAGCAGCCAGUCAGACCCUGGGGAUCCUGGUGGAGAAUGUGACUCCUGCACGAGCAAUGAUUGCUCUCAUGGACAUGGGAGUCAAGCAGGUUCUUCUUUUAGAAAUUCUUCACCUUUAUCUGACUGGUUACCGUCUUACCGAGAAGAUUUCUCGGGACACUUUCCAUGUUCCCUCACCCACAAAGUCCUCGCCUCCCAUCCAGAAGAGCUCUCUGUCCUCCAAGCUCAGGAAGAAGCUGCCGCCUGGCCGGGCCAUGCCCCCGGCCCGCCCCCGGCCCCGGGCGGGGCUGCCCCGUGCCCGGCCCCGGCCGUCCCGCCGCGGUCUCGCCUCCGCCCGGCUCUGGCCGUGCUGGCGGUGGCGCUGCUGGGCGGGCAUCAGUGCCUGGGGCGGGGGCGGCAUCGCCGCCCUUCGGCUCCGCCUGGCCCGAGCCCGGCCCCGGCCUCGGCCCCGGUCCCGGUCCCGGCCGCGGCUCCUCCCGGGGCCCGUGGAGGACACAGGCGGCGCGGCCGCUCCCGCCGCCUCCGCUGCGGCUUCCCCGGCCCGAGCUCCGCCGCUUGGCAGCGCGGCCGCCGGCCCCGAGCCUCCCGUGCCGCGUUCCCGGGAGCGAACGCCUGGGCAUGGCCCGCCCGGCGCGGGUGAGGGGCGCUCGGGGGCCGUUGCUGGCCCCGGGCCGAGCGCUGACAGCCGCGUCCCGCCCGCAGGGACGGCGCAGGAGGCCCUGCUGGAGCGGUACCGGCUGGGAUCGCUGCUGGGGCGCGGCGGCUUCGGCAGAGUCUUCGCGGCCACGAGGAUCUCGGACGGCGCCCCGGUGGCCAUCAAAAGGGUGCCACGGAACCGCGUCCGGCACUGGGGCGAGCUGCCCGACGGCACCAGCGCACCCCUGGAGGUCGUGCUGCUGGCCAAGGUGUCCACUGGCUUCCCCGGUGUGGUCCAGCUGCUGGAGUGGCUCGAGCUCCCCAACUGCAUCGUGAUGGUGCUGGAGCGGCCAGAGCAGUGUCAGGAUCUGCAGCAUUUCAUUGGGGCACGGCAGUUCCUGCCCGAGGAAGAGGCGCGGGAGCUGUUCCGCCAGGUGCUGGAGGCCGUGUGGCACUGCACCAGCUGCGGGGUCCUGCACCGGGACAUCAAACCAGAGAACAUCCUGGUUGACCUGGACACCGGGCAGGCCAAACUCAUCGACUUUGGCUGUGGCGCCUACCUGCAGGACACAGUCUACACUCACUUUGCAGGAACACUGUCCUACAGCCCCCCGGAAUGGAACGACUUUGGCUGGUACCAUGGCGAGGCAGCAACGGUCUGGUCCCUGGGCAUCCUGCUGCACCAGAUGGUCUGCGGGGAGCACCCUUUCAAGAGGGGCCGGAACCUCAGCUGGGGCCAGCUCCCACUGCCACAACGGCUCUCUCAAGAGUGCAAAGACCUGAUCAGGUGGUGUUUAUCUGUGAACUCCUUGGACAGACCCGCACUGGAAGACCUGUUCUGUGAUCCUUGGAUGCAGGAUAUUCCUCUGCCAUAG
This is a messenger RNA of Melospiza georgiana, 1818 nucleotides long. RefSeq names its product serine/threonine-protein kinase pim-2-like. Gene Ontology annotation, molecular function: protein serine/threonine kinase activity; ATP binding. Gene Ontology annotation, cellular component: cytoplasm. Lineage: Eukaryota; Metazoa; Chordata; Aves; Passeriformes; Passerellidae. Gene Ontology annotation, biological process: protein autophosphorylation. The transcript is spliced from 9 exons. The record is from RefSeq and is a predicted model, not a curated record. Bases 1 to 1818 code for a protein of 605 amino acids.